CUCAUCAACAACAACAACAACAAAUUCAAAGAACUCAUCGUUAAGAUAUGGAGCACGUUUCGAGAAAGUUGGGUUUUUUCGUCGUCGUCCUCGUAGUUUUUGUUGCCGGUGUCACGAGCAUUGGAGCAGAAGAAGGCACCGGCGUUAACAACGCCGUCGCCGUCGAGGCGCGGAAGCCGCCGGCUACGUGCAAGGUUCCAUGCCAAGCACCGAGGUGCCGUUGUCUUUUCGGGAUUUGUGUUUGCACCCGUGGCCCGCCUCCGGCACCUUCCCAAUCACCCGGCGGCGCCGAUCAGCACCUCAUCUGAGCUAUUGGAAACCAAGCGAUGGUGAACUUCGGAUGGCCAUAAACAGAAAAUUUGAACAAUUACUUGAUCAGUAUCUUGCUAAUGUUCGAGAUAUGAAUCAAAAGCAAAGAAUUAACGAAAAAACGCGUAGAACUUCGAAGAGUUUUAAAAUUAUCUUAUAACAUCAAACGCGCGAACCUGAAUAACCAAAAUUCAUAAAAUUAUCUGAUAACAUUCAAAUUCCACCCAAUUCCAAAUAACUACAAAUUAAUAUAAUUUUUCUUAAGAGACAACACAAUACUUAUCCAAUCUUUUUUUUUUCUUUUUAAUAUACUAUUGGGUCGAAU
Linum trigynum is the source of this 634-nucleotide messenger RNA. NCBI's taxonomy places the organism in Eukaryota, Viridiplantae, Streptophyta, Magnoliopsida, Malpighiales, Linaceae. The record is from the annotation of a GenBank genome assembly.